UGUGUGUGUGUGUGUGAAGGGGGGGCGCUCAGCUGGUCCCUCAGAGGAAUUUGGACAGCGCGCAAAGACAUCCGAGGCAGAAACUUCUCGUUUUCUCAUGAGAUAAGGGAACUGAACCCAACCUGAACUGAACCCGAGCUCAGCCCAUCUCGUCAGUCAGGGUAUGGCUAUAGCGGCUCGGUCCAGGACGGGGUUCUACCGGCAGGAGGUAAACAGAACCGUGUGGGAGGUGCCGGAGAGGUACCGGGACCUGAAGCAGGUCGGAACGGGCGCUUAUGGAACCGUGUGCUCGGCAUGGGACCGUCGUUCUGGAACUCAGGUGGCCAUCAAAAAGCUUCAUCGGCCUUUCCAGUCCAAACUCUUUGCUAAAAGGGCCUACAGGGAGCUGCGACUGCUCAAACACAUGAAACAUGAAAAUGUGAUUGGGCUGUUGGACGUUUUCACUGCUGAGAUCUUGUUGGACCAGCUUAGAGAUUUUUACCUGGUAAUGCCAUUCAUGGGCACUGACCUAGGCAAGCUGAUGAAGAUGGAAAGGUUGUCAGAGGACAGAGUACAGUUUCUUGUUUACCAGAUGUUGAAAGGGCUCAAGUACAUCCACUCUGCAGGGAUCAUCCACAGGGAUCUCAAACCUGGAAAUUUAGCGAUCAACCCAGACUGUGAGUUAAAGAUUCUUGAUUUUGGCCUGGCGAGGCAAGCUGUCUCUGAAAUGACGGGCUAUGUGGUGACGCGCUGGUACAGAGCCCCAGAAGUUAUCCUCAACUGGAUGCAUUAUACCCAGACUGUGGAUAUCUGGUCAGCAGGCUGCAUCAUGGCAGAGAUGCUUUUGGGAAAACCGCUGUUUAAAGGAAACGAUCAUCUGGAUCAGCUCAGAGAAAUCAUGAAGAUUACAGGAACCCCGACUCCUGACUUUGUUGUGAAGCUACAGAGCCAAGAUGCCAGAAACUACAUCAGAAGCUUGUCAAAAGUUCCCAAAAAAGAUCUGCACUUUGUUUUCUCCAAAGCCAGUUCAAACGCGGUGUGUGUUCUGGAAAAGAUGCUGCUUCUGGACCCUGAGUGCAGGGUGAGUGCGUCCGAGGCGCUGGAGCUCCCCUUCUUCAGCGAGUUCAGAGAUGUAGAGGAGGAGACGGAGGCUCUGCCGUACGAUCAGACCCUGGACAACGCAGACCUGCCUCUGGAUCAGUGGAAACGUCACACUUUCACAGAGAUUUUGACCUUCAGGCCACCCAGAGAUUCGAGGGAAACAUCACUUUAAAAAUGACACAUUUAUUUUACUUUGGAGCUUUCCUCGUCAGAAGAGAUAAAUAUUAUAUGCUUGGCAGUGGCUUUAGUGUCGAUACAUUUGAUUUUUGUACAUCGGCGAUAAAAUCAAUUAGACCUUUUUUUAACAAGAAUGUUUAUAAUUUGUUUAUUUCAUGGUAGAUGAAAUAAUUGUAAUAAUACUGUGUUAGUGAAAGAAAACCCUCUUGAAUGAAUGAAUUUUGCAUUUUGGGGAAUUUGUAGUGAGAAAAGUGUUUUUGUGAGGAAGGAUAGAGAUCUACAGAGCUCAGGUCAGAGUCCAGAAAGCAGAAAUCCAAACGUAGGGCAGAAUUCACUGAAAUAGAUGUGAAAUAAAUGUAUGUGUGAAAAGAAAAUAUGGGUACUUUGUGAACGACCACUGUUGGUUUAACAGGAACUGAAUGAAAACUAAAAAUACUUUUGGAUUUCAUAAUAAAGGUUACUUUUCUAACCA
Messenger RNA from Nothobranchius furzeri (turquoise killifish), 1729 nucleotides. RefSeq names its product mitogen-activated protein kinase 12b (gene mapk12b). Gene Ontology annotation, molecular function: MAP kinase activity; ATP binding. Lineage: Eukaryota; Metazoa; Chordata; Actinopteri; Cyprinodontiformes; Nothobranchiidae. Gene Ontology annotation, biological process: intracellular signal transduction; protein phosphorylation. Gene Ontology annotation, cellular component: nucleus; cytoplasm. The record is from RefSeq and is a predicted model, not a curated record.